UAAUCAACACUUUAUCGUGCACAACUAGACGGCGCCAUCUACUGGAGCAGCAUCGGCAUGGCUUACAACCCUCAAUUUAGCGAUAUAGGUUCACAGUUCGUUCAGGCAUAUUAUCAGGCUUAUGAAGCAGCAGCUAAUCCAGAGGACAGAGCUGUGAAGUUAGCCGGAUUUUAUCAUGACACUUGUUUUUUUACAUUUGAAGAUUUUGCAGCACAAGGCAAAGAAGCUAUACUUAAUAAGAUAAAGAGUUUACCAAUUACAAAAAUAGCACAUAAUGUAACGAAGUGUGAUUGUCAACCAAUGGCUGAUGGAGGUGUUAUAGUAAUGAUUAUAGGUCAACUUAAGACAGACGAUGAUCCACCCAUGCCCUAUGCUCAUACGUUUAUUUUGAAAGCUGAUUCUAAUUCAUUUUUUAUAGCACAUGAAUUUUUCCGAUUGUGUGUACAUAACUUUUAAUGAAUGAAGUUCCAUAGACAAUGUAUGAUUGUCAUAACCCAGGAUUGUGACUGAAGAGCAGAUAUAGAUGAAGACUUAUUCCACAUUAUAGUCAAGCCUUGGAAGGAUUUUUGGUGCACCUUUACUUAUUCUGCAGUAUUUGCAUUAAUGUGUUUGUUUUUGUUGAUCAUGUCUUUAUAAUGUAAAUGUAGUGCACAUUGCAUCCAAAUAGAAAUUUGUGUUCAUUUAAUAUUAAAAAAUUAUGUAUGGUAUAUAAAAAAUAUAAAGUUAAACCACUUCCAGUUAUAGGGAAUGUGAAAUUGCUUUUGUAUCCUCCAUGCUAGAAAAGUGUUUAUAUUUUUACACUGUUUAAAAGAUUUUUUUGGUUGCUUUGCCUUACUUUUUGUCUUGUUUGUCAUGCUGGACACCAUAUAUUACCUUUUACCUGUAGACAAUGUACAAAUGAUGUAUUUAUCAUAUUAUGUAGAUAAUGGGUUUAAAUUUUGAUUGUCACAUAAUAUUUUUUUGAAAACUAAAAACCAUCAAGAAUGAAUUAAUAAAACCAUAUCAGUAGGGUACUCUGUCAUGUUAAAGAAACAAAAUAAGUAUUUUGAUCUGAUUGUAUUUAUUGUGGGUUACUUGGUACCAGUAGGGUGUGUCUUGUCAAUGAUUAAAAUAAACAAUCAAUGAAACAAACAUAUAAGUGUGUAAAAACAAGAAAUAUCAUUUGUAGUGUAACAGUAUAUUCAUAUACUGUAAAUUCAGAAAUUAUUGCGUGCAAUUUUUAUUGCGAUUUUGUCGUUAUAGACUUAACUGCUAUUUUAAUUUUGACCAUUUUGAGAAAAAUCCUGUUUAAUUCAUGUAAAAUAUUUGAAAAUGCAAGAUUAAAUUAUUGCGAUACAGCUUUGUCGCAUAUUUCGCAAUAAUAAAAACCUUGCAAUAAUUUCUGAAUUUACAGUAAUAUUUUUAUUAUAUUUUUGAAAAUAAUAGUAAUAGAAAAUAAUACAAAUCAAAAAUAGUAGUAUAUUUUAAAAUUGCUUUUGAGAAGGGCCAAGAUUUUUUUGUGUGUGUUACUCUAAACUAAGCAAUAUAAAACCAGAGUAGUAUCAAUCUUAUAAAUUGAAAAUUCAUUAAAAAAGUAGGUCACUUGUGAACCAGGUAUAGCUGAAUGAACAAAGCUUGCUGUAGUCAUGGUUAUGAAUUGAAAUGUUGUAAUUUCUGAAGAAUUAUAGUUAAAUUAAAAGUUGUAGGCCUCGUCUUUAAAUUCAGAAGCUGUUUUUAAGAGAUUCAUUUGUUGAUGCAAAUUGUAUUAAACUAGCAUCCAAUUCGUUAAGUAAACUUAUCCCUAACAAAUACAAACUGAAAUGAAUUUCAUGAUGAUGGUAUAAUGUUAUUGUUGGCAAAUAAUUACAUUUAAUACAAAUUCAAUAUUUAAGCAGAAAAAGAAGUGCCAUCUCAAGAGCCUGCUAUGUUUAGAUUUUCUAAUGUUGUAUAAUUAUAGAUUAUCGUUGAUUAUCUCAACGAGAUUGGUUUUCUCGCUUGAGCUGGUACAGCGAAAGUGAGAAAAGCAAUCGAGUUGAGAUGAUCAAUGAUAAUCUGUUUAUCGCUAUUUUACCUAUGACGACGUUGUCAAUUUCAAUGUCAAUUUCGUUAGCAACGCCACGUGGCCUCCUUAGUUUCUAGCAAUAAUUUUUCCAUCUCAAGCGAGAAGCAUGAUAUGAAAAUUAUCACAAAAAAAGAUCAAAGAAAAAAUGCACAAAAUAGCGAUAAAUGAAUUUCUAUAAGGUACGAACUACUGAAUCUCUCUCUUCUUUAAUCUAAAACUAAAAUGUUUGAAUUAUUUUUAAAAAAAUGUCGGCAAAAAAGAUUAAAAAACAUAUUUAUAACAUCAUGACUCUCAGUGUUUGUAAAUACUGCAAACAAAUAAAUAGUAACAAAACAAUUAACAAUACCAUGAACGCGAUAUUGUAUUUUUGGAUAGCAGUCAUACUUAAAAAUGUAAUAGUGUUAUGAGCACAAAGCCUGAAUUUGCAAUGAUAUUAACAUAAAUACAUAUACAUGAAGAUAAUUGUUUUAUUAGCAAUAAAACGAUAUUGACAUAUUUUUAUACAAAUAAAUGUCCAAAUAUAAAGAUUUUUUUUUUACUAUCUUAAAAGUCAAUAAUGAAGGUUAUUUGUCAGAACAAAGGAUAAUAAGAAGUAUUGAGUACCAAAACAAAGCUGCAAGCUGUUUUAUUGUUCACAAAAUUGACAAAUUUUUAUUUUUAGAUACACAGAAUCUAAUCAGCUGAAUUUUUAUUUUACUUUCAAAAUUUUUGUCCUGAGUUGAUUUCCCUCAUCAUUUGAUACCACUCUUAAGCCUUUCAUGUAUGCUUUUGUCACUAAUAAGUUUCAAUAUAUAUGUGUCCUUAACCAUGCUUGUUGCGUCAAGAUAAUAAGAAGUACAUGUAAUAGCAAUAUUUGUUAUGAAUUUUCACAAUCACCAUUAGUUGUUGGUGAUAUAAGUAUGAGUGUCUCAAUAUAAAGUUUAAAAACAAUUACAUAUUAACAUGCAAAAUUACAUAUUUUAAACCUUCAUUUAGAUUUAUAAAAAGCUUUGAGGUUUCCUUGUGUAACAAUAUUACCACAUUGAGUUAACAUAUGUAACAGAAUUAUGCAUGAUCUGCUGUUUUAAUGGUUUUAGACAAAGGUGUUGAAUGGUCAUUGUAUGUAUUGAUAUAGAACAUGUGAUGUAUUCCAAUGAAUCGUAGUUUUGCAGAAAAUUUAUUAUAUAUUUGUUUGUAGGCCAGAUACAUAUAUGUGUUGAAGCUAAUAAUUGGCAGCCCUGUAAUUUUCUUAACAAACUCUUCAAUUAAAAGAUAGAAUGUUACUCUUUGGAAAUUGUUUGCUGUUUCAGUUACAAAUUUGUAGCUUAAAUUCCUUUAAAGCUAUUUACGCCAACUGAGCUGUCAAUGGCACAGACUUUGAACACAUUCAGAACUUUGAAAAUGCAUUGUUGAUAUAUAUCUUGAAAGACAUCAUAUAUAACAGAUAUUUAAUGUUGACUAGCUGCUCCUGCUGUCUCAUUGACAUAUAAACUUGUUAGUUUAUCAAUACACAUAAUGAUAUAUUACAGCAUGUAACAUCUUAACGAUCUGUAUCUCAGAAAUACCACAAUGUAAUGGAGUGUUGUUUCAUAUUUGUUAUCAUUGUAUAUUAAUUGAAUCAUCUCUAAUUUUGUAUUAGGUUUAGCAUUGAAAGAAUAUAUAAAACAGUUUAAAUCA
Messenger RNA from Mytilus trossulus (common blue mussel), 3697 nucleotides. RefSeq names its product nuclear transport factor 2-like. The record is from RefSeq and is a predicted model, not a curated record. Gene Ontology annotation, molecular function: nuclear import signal receptor activity. Gene Ontology annotation, biological process: protein import into nucleus. The transcript is spliced from 4 exons. Bases 58 to 456 code for a protein of 132 amino acids. Gene Ontology annotation, cellular component: nuclear pore central transport channel. NCBI's taxonomy places the organism in Eukaryota, Metazoa, Mollusca, Bivalvia, Mytilida, Mytilidae.